Molecule: messenger RNA, 2251 nt
Organism: Lottia gigantea (owl limpet)
Lineage: Eukaryota; Metazoa; Mollusca; Gastropoda; Lottiidae
Exons: 6
Coding region: 1-1188 (395 amino acids)
Biological process (GO): DNA-templated transcription termination
Source: RefSeq, a predicted model, not a curated record
AUGGCGUCCAUCGAUAAAUUGAGAAAAUUGAAACUAACUGAUUUGAGAGUUCUUGCAAUCGAGAAAGGGAUAGAUGCCAAUGGUAAAAAGAAACAGGAGUUGAUAGAAGACUUGUUAAACAGCCAGGUCAAUGAUACAACAAUGUAUGUGAGAGCUCUGUGUCAGGCAUCCAUGAAGAAGAUGAACUACCAAGUUUUUAUUUGUUUCUCAAAGGAAAAUGAAGAGCAACAUUCCAUAGACUACGCUUAUUGUCAGUGUCCAAUUGGGCAUUGUUUGGACAGACAGAAUGAUAUGGAAAAGACCUUAACUGCACUACAAGGUCUAAAAGAGAUUUUACCCAGAACAGGUAUGUCACAUUUGUGGAAUAUUCCUGAUCCAGUGCCAGAUAUGUGUAUGGAGGAAGAAGUUGAGACAAGCAUUAAUCCACUUUACCAACAAAUGAUGAAGAUGCUUUAUACAGAGGGUAACUUACCACCAUCCAACAUUGACAUGGAGCUUGUAAAGUACAUAGAAGAAUAUACCCAAAGCCAGAGGCUUUCUAAAGAGUGGAUUAAGAUGCACAUUGGUAGAGUAACCAGCUCAUUGUUUGGGGAUGUAAUGUCUUCAGGUCCAAGUCCAACAUCUUUGAUAAAACAGAUAGUUGAGGGGUCAAAUCUUGAAAAGUACACAAACCUGCCUGCAGCUGUGCAGUGGGGAAUUGACAAGGAAGGUCAGUCCAGAGAUCAGUACAAGAAGAUUAAGAAAGUCAUUCAUAAAGUCUUUGAAAUCCAACCAACUGGUCUGACUCUAUGUGGAAGCCAUGCCUUUCUAGGUGCGUCCAGUGAUGGCAAAGUAACUGAAGGGGAUAAUGUAGGUGAACUGGAAAUUAAGUGUCCAUAUUCUUUAAAGGGUACUCUAAUCAAUAAAAAAGAGAUUCCAGAGAUAAUGGCCAUGGGAGACAAAGCUUUCUGUCUUGAAAAUACAAACACAGGGCAAAGACUUAGACAUUCCCAUAAAUAUUAUGCUCAGGUACAGGGAGAAAUGGCAAUAAUGGGUUUACCAUGGUGUGAUUUUGUAGUCUGGACAGGGGCAGAAAAAAACAACAUAUGCAUUGACAGGAUAAACUUUGAUGCCAGCUAUGUCACUAAAAUGAUGCCUAAACUACUUGCAUUUUACAUGGAGCAUAUUUACCCUUUUUAUUACAAGUAACAUCAGAUUUUGCUAAUUUCUGGGCUUGUACAGAGAUAUUCCAAGCUGUUUGGGUGUAUUGGACACACUGAUAACAUCGAUUUGCACCAUUCCAAUCAGAUAUCUGUGGUUCUUAAAGUUCCACUACAAUUAAGAGUUUUAUGAUGUUACUAUCGCAAAAGCUGCUAAUAAAAUGCUUAGGUUGAGUGGCAUUGUCAAAAACUGAUUAAAAAUUGGAAUGGUGAAAAUCAAUGCUAUUUGUUUCUCCCAAUACACCUAAAAAGUUUAGAAAACCUCAUGUUCUGAAUUGACAGCUAGGUAUUUGGAAUAGAAGUAGACAUUAAAUUUUUUCUACACUUUUGGCAUUUAUUUCAUUUAUAUUUGUACAUAACGUAUCCAGUAUCUUUAAAUUAAAUAUCAAUCAAAUAAUAACAAUGUCUAUGAACUAUUUUAAUCAUUAUGAACCAGAAUAGGAAUGAAAAUAUCAGUAGCUACGACUAGUAGCCUCUAUAAAGAAAUAUUACGUCUUAGAAUGAUCUGUAAAUCUAAAUUAUCAAACUAGGCCAAUAAGACAAAAAAAAUAAGCAAACCUUUCUUUAAAGGAAUAUUACCUCUUAAAAUGAAUAUAACUUUUAAAUAGUUCUCAAACUUGGCCAAUAAGAGUAUACAUUCAUCAGUAGACUUGCCUUGUGUCAUAAAUACACAACAGGAUCUCUUUAAUCUGAUUAAAAUAAAAUUUAGUCAUUACUGAAGCAUUAGUUUUAUGGAUUAUCAGAUUAUACAGGGGUUUUGUUGUAUAUUUAUGACACAAGGCAAGUCCACUGAUGAAUGUGGAGGCCAAGUUCGAGAAAUAUUUAAAAUUUAUAUUCAUUUUAAGAGGUAAUAUUCCUUUAAAGAUGGGUUUGCUUAUUUUUUAUUGUCAAAUUAAGCGAACUAUUUGAUUAAUUGGUGUUUCUAAUGAAUUAUCAUGUAUUCUUAAUCUUAUCAUUAUGUUCUUAUUGCAUAUAAUUACGAGUUUUAACCAAUCAUAAAUGUCUGUGUAUGUACAGUCUGGAUAAACAAAAAAAGAUCUUUCGGUAACUCA